Messenger RNA from Nerophis ophidion (straightnose pipefish), 3901 nucleotides. RefSeq names its product gap junction alpha-5 protein-like. Lineage: Eukaryota; Metazoa; Chordata; Actinopteri; Syngnathiformes; Syngnathidae. Bases 494 to 1684 code for a protein of 396 amino acids. Gene Ontology annotation, biological process: cell communication. Gene Ontology annotation, cellular component: connexin complex. The transcript has 7 exons. The record is from RefSeq and is a predicted model, not a curated record.
AAGGCCCUGGGCAACCAAGGGAGAGUGUCUCACGCACACACACUCACGCACACACACGCACGCACACACACACACACACACACACACACACACACAAACACACACACACACUUAAACUUCGAGAGAGAGCGAGAGAGAGAGAGAGAGAGAGGCUGGUACAAAAAGUCUCACACACUCAUCUCAUCACACACACCAACUGUGUUGUCAUCCCAACAACUCACUUUGCUCGCUGCGUCCCUAUCAGAAAGCGUCGACUGGCCUCCUCCAACACCUGGCGAACACCUGAACCUUUUCCAACACCGCCACCUGCUGGAGAACCACUGACGAACUCCUGCCUUGCUCAAAGGGGCCUUGCCAAACCGCUAGAACCUUCCUCUGAGGCUGUGAUAGACCACCGUCGCUCUCAUCAGUUAGAACCUGACAUUGCCGACUGGUACCGAGGUCCAAACCACAGCUCCACCUGACAGGCGAGGAAGGCUGUGACUGACAGCUGAUGGCUGACUGGAGUCUGCUGGGAAAUUUCCUGGAGGAAGUACAGGAACACUCCACCUCCAUUGGCAAGGUGUGGUUGACCAUCCUGUUUAUUUUCCGCAUCCUGGUUCUGGGGACGGCGGCCGAGUCGUCUUGGGGCGACGAACAGGAAGACUUCAACUGCGACACGGAACAGCCCGGCUGCGAGAACGUGUGCUACGACAGAGCCUUCCCCAUAGCGCACAUACGAUAUUGGGUGCUCCAGAUCGUUUUCGUGUCCACGCCCAGCCUGGUCUAUAUGGGCCACGCCAUGCACACGGUACGCAGGGAGGAGAAGAGGCGGCGCCGCGAGGAGGAAGGCGGGGAGAAUGGCGAAGGCGAGGAGGACAACGACGACCCGGGAGGGGGCGAAGGAGGCAAGGAGCGAGGGGACAAGGAAGGAAAGGAUGCAGGGAAGGAGAAGAACGAAGGUCCGUCACCAGGGAGGGUCCGCCUGAAGGGGGCGCUGCUGCAGACCUACGUGCUGAGUAUCCUCAUAAGGAGCAUCAUCGAGGUGGUCUUCCUGUGUCUGCAGUACUUCCUGUAUGGAAUAUUCCUCCAUCCUCUCUAUGUGUGCAAGGCGUGGCCCUGCCCACACCCCGUCAACUGCUACGUGUCACGACCCACGGAGAAAAACGUCUUCAUCGUGUUCAUGUUGGUGGUGUCGGCCGUGUCGCUGGUGCUCAGCGUGUUAGAGCUCCACCACCUGGCCUGGAGGCACUUCUGCAGACGCUUGUUUUCCUCAAAGAACGUGGAGACCCCUGCGCUAGCCAAGCAAUGUCCCAGGUCGCCGCCCCCGCCCUCCACCCCGCCUCCUGACUUCAGCCAGUGUGUGAUUGGCCCCUCGCACUUCCUGGCCCUCCCUUUCCCCAACCACCGCCUGGCUCACCAGCAAAACUCCGCAAACAUGGCCGCCGAGCAGCACAAGAUGGCCGCCACGGUGGGCGAGGAGAGCCUACUCCAGAUGGGCUGCUACUCGCCCGGCUGGCAGAGGGGCGCCGACAUGGCCUGCUUCAACCACGCCGGCGGCGUGGACUGCGCACGGGUGAAAAGUGGCACCGUGGCGCGUGCGGUGCCGUGCGCCAGUGGCGAGGUGUGUCAGAGGGACAAACGCAGGCUCAGUAAGACGAGCGCCACGAGCAGCCGAACGAGAGCGGGCGACCUCGCCAUCUGACAACGGCUUUCUAGCAGCCGAUCGUGACACGUUCGCGUGAGAACACUGAAGGAACACUGGAGCGCUUCAUAGCGGCGCUUUUGAGGGUCAUUCCGCUCUUUGGACAAAUUAUUUCUGUCUCCUGGCUUUCAUUCCCAAUAAAUUACGAGUUAGCUUGGCUCACAAAGACGUCCGAGAAUCUGCAGCUGGGUCCCAAAUGGAAUACUUCCGUCAGUAGGCUUCACCAAGUACACUGUGCGGUGUGCACUUAGGACCUGAGGGCGCCAUGUUUGAGAGUGAAGUUCUGUCCCAAAUCUCUAACUGCUUUCGUACACGCUGAAAUAUUUACUCCCUUCUUCUUCUCUCCUCUUUAAUUGGAGCGGCAUAGCUCCGUUUGUAGAGUGGCCGUGCCAGCAACUUGAGGGUUCCAGGUUCGAUUCCCGCUUCCGCCAUCCUAGUCACUGCCGUUGUGACACUUUACCCACCUGCUCCCAGUGCCACCCACACUGGUUUAAAUGUAGGGCUGGGCGAUACGGCCUUUAAUGAAUAUCUCGAUAUUUUUUAGGCCAUGUCACGAUACACGAUGUAUAUCUCGAUAUUUUGCCUUAGCCUUAAAUGAACACUUGAUGCAUACAAUCACAGCUGUAUGAUGAUUCUAUGUGUCUACAUUAAAACAUUCUUCUUCAAACUGCAUUAAUAUAUGCUCGUUUUAAACUUUCAUGCAGAGAGGGAUAACACAACUAAGUCAGUUGACCAAAAGUGUAUUUAUUAAACAGUUAUUAAGCAGUGGCACAAACAUUCAUGUCAUUUCCAAAAAAAAGAAAUGUAAGAGAUUUUCAGAGACAUUUUAAAACAAGCUAUGAGUGCACUGUUGUGCAUGAUGUCACUACUAUGACAUCAAAACAAUACAAAAUUAAAGUGCACUUUUUGCACAGAACGCCAGUACAAUAGUUUAAAAAAAAUAAAGUGCACUUUUGUGCAUGAUGUCACACAAGAUAUAACAAAAAGUUUAAAAUAAAAAUUAGCUGCAUAAUAGGAAAUCAAAUAGCGUAUUUCCUUCGCUAUGUGGUAGUUUACUGCGGACGUUAUCUCCAUCUGUUGUUGACUAUUUGUUUCAUACGGUGUUGAUGUUGAAAUGGUUGCUUCGGCAUUUUGUGGGUGUGGCACCGAACGGAGAUGCUGACAUGCGGAGUUUCAAACACUCUUCAUUUUCUAGCGGGUGAUUUUUCAAAUGAUGCUAAACAUUAGUAGAGCUGCUACUCUUUGUAGCAAUGCUUUUUCCGCAUACUUGACAUAGUACAGUUGUCUGUUCAACAUCUUCCCUCUUGAAGCCAAACCACCGCCAGACGAUGGACCCUGUGCUGUCUUUCUUUGGAAUUAAUUUUUCUUCCUUCGUUACCAGAUUUGCAUUUUCUUUCUCUCAUAUUACCACUCGCAACGCUAGCAUCACAGCUAACGUUACCCAUUCCGCUACCUCGCUGCUCCGCGAGAGCGUAUGACGUUGCGAUGUGACGUAUGUAAGAAGGUGCGCUUGUUUUACGUCUCUGUGAGAAGUUAUGCCCGCAGCUCAAAGCAAAUGUGUGAGAACGUAUACUCGAAUGUCACGAUAUAGUCAUUUUCUAUAUCGCACAGAGACAAACCCGCGAUACAUCACGUAUAUUCGAUAUAUCGCCCAGCCCUAUUGAAAUGUAACUUCGAUAUUGGGUUUCACUAUGUAAAGCGCUUUGAGUUAGCGCUAUAUAAAUAUAAUUCACUUCACUUCAAUACAUAGUCAAGAUGGCAACGACUGAGGAUGGUCACAGGUCAAUUGAGACACGGCCUAGGUUUGAAGGAAGCGGAAAAAAAAACAAAGAGCUGAAAGUGACAAGUCAGGUGACACAAUGGUCACAUGACUUAAUGGUAAAUAUUACUGCAACUGCAUCUGUACUGUGAAAAUAUGCACAACUUUUGACAAGAGGACACAUGAGAACGGGAUUGAUAACACAAAAGUGGACAUAACGACAAUCAACGACAAGGAUGUACGAUUUGUCAAACCCUUUAUAUGCUCUUAAUUUUUUUAUAUUCAACUUUGUUACAUGUACAAAUCUGAUCUCACUUUGACUAGUUUUUUCCAACUGUCAUCACACGCAUUAAAAUGUCGUUUUUCACUGUGAAAGACGCUCGAAAUGACCGUCAUUCAACCAUUUACUAACUCAUGGUCUGUUACGUCACAAUAAAUUACAAGGAAAAACUUCAAAA